AUGCUCUCCACAUUCUACACGUGGUCAAGAGAACACAUCCAGCGUGUCUUUGAGGCGAAGUCUUCAGAGGACUGCCGACAAGCACUCGACGACACUUUCUCCCAAAGGAUAGACCUUACAUUAAAUGGGACAACGCUGCCGCGGACCCACCUACAAAAAGCGAUUAUGGCCAUGGUGGAAGAUUCUGGGUUCCGGCUAGCCGUAGAAUGGCACAAUGCAGUAGAGGUGCCGCGGGAUGACUGCAACCGAGCCGGAAUGCUCGGGGGAUACUACGUCAUCCGAAAUAUUCGAAAACGCCUGCCUGGUGAAUCAACUAUACUAGUUGAACGGCACAAAUCUGUGAAUGUUAUUAUCGAGUCAGAAUCAUCGGAUCCCAGUAUCGAUAGUCGACGAAUAGUAAAACUGGCUAUUGUAGCCACGGACAUGCCAAUGACGCCGCCAACCGCACAUAGACAACAGCAAUAG
Messenger RNA from Fibroporia radiculosa, 465 nucleotides. RefSeq lists its product as uncharacterized. The transcript is spliced from 3 exons. NCBI's taxonomy places the organism in Eukaryota, Fungi, Basidiomycota, Agaricomycetes, Polyporales, Fibroporiaceae. The record is from RefSeq and is a predicted model, not a curated record. Bases 1 to 465 code for a protein of 154 amino acids.